Molecule: messenger RNA, 1216 nt
Organism: Arabidopsis thaliana (thale cress)
Lineage: Eukaryota; Viridiplantae; Streptophyta; Magnoliopsida; Brassicales; Brassicaceae
Product: GDSL-like Lipase/Acylhydrolase superfamily protein
Exons: 5
Coding region: 67-663 (198 amino acids)
Cellular component (GO): extracellular region
Molecular function (GO): hydrolase activity, acting on ester bonds
Source: RefSeq, marked reviewed
AUCCAUUUCUUGUUGUCAUUAACAAAAAAAAAAAAAAGGAAAGACGCCUUUGCUCUGAAUUUUGAAAUGCAUUAUCUGAUGAAACUCUUCUUCUCCCUCUCUCUCUUCUUUGUAGGGAUCAAUGGAGCAGUGGGUUCAAAUCAGCCUUCCCAAGCCAAUAAAAAUCCGAAGCUGUUUGUGUUCGGAAAUUCUUAUGCUGAUACCGGAAACAUGAAGCCCACUGCAUUGUCUUGGAAACUCCCUUAUGGUAUCACUUUCCCCGGUAAACCUUCCGGCCGUUAUUCUGAUGGCCUUACCGCCACCGAUUUUCUAGCAAAACAGUUGGGAGCAAAAUUACCGUACCUCUGGAGAACUCACGGAAAAAAGAAAGUUAAACUAAACAGAGGAAUGAAUUUUGCGUUCGGAGGGUCCGAAGUGUUUGACUCUCCGGUUGAUCGAUCGCCAAACAUCUCUACUCAGGUGGGUUUCUUGGUUAACCUUGCCCUUGCCCGCCGUGUCUACACUAUCGACGGCGACCUUGCUUCCUCCUACGCUCUCCUCAGCUACUCCGGCACCGACUAUUAUGGUUUCAUCGACCAAAACCCUAAUAUGGCUGCCUACCCAGCAUUUGUAGAGUUCAUCGUGGAAGAUAUACAGUAUAGUCUAGGGAUAAUGAACGGCUAAAAAUUUAAGAAUAUAGCAGUUACUUCACUGCAUCCGCUCGGAUGCCUCCCACGUGUCACCGUUGCAUCAUCAUUUCGGAGUUGCAACGAGUCAUAUAGCGAUUUGGUGAGACUCCACAACGAGUCGUUGAAGAAAGCCGUGGCCAAGCUUAACAAAGAGGACAAGUUUAGGACUAAGGGGGACCGUUUUGUCAUCGUUGAUCUUCACAAAGCCUUCAUGACCAUCUUAGAGAAAAAAGGGAACAAAAGGUUUAAAAGCCCGUUGAAGCCGUGCUGCGAAGGCGAUUGUGCACGUAUGGAUAUGAAGGGUGCAAAGAAGUAUACAUUAUGUAAUGAUCCAAAGUCUGCUUUCUUCUGGGAUGAAAUUAAUCCAACUCAAGAAGGAUGGAGAUCGAUUUACUCGCUAUUAGGCAAAUCUCUAACCGAGUCUUUGACCAAAGGGUAAAAAUACUUUUUGGCAUCUAAAAACUCGAACUGUGUUGGAUAUUUUUUUACGAUGAAAUCGAAGGGAAUAGAGUUAAAAGAAGCAUAAAUUUAAAGAUCUGUUUACUGUU